This is a messenger RNA of Plasmodium yoelii, 978 nucleotides long. Its product is annotated as PIR protein. The coding region runs from base 1 to 978 and encodes 325 amino acids. The transcript has 3 exons. The record is from RefSeq and is a predicted model, not a curated record. Lineage: Eukaryota; Apicomplexa; Aconoidasida; Haemosporida; Plasmodiidae.
AUGUUGACUAGUAAAAUGUGUGAUCAGUUUGAUACUAUGUGGAGGGUUUUUCCCGAUGAAUUGAAGAAUUCUGGAGAAUAUGAUUUUAAAGGUGGAUCGCUCAAUAGUUACUGCCCUAAUAGAAAAUGUGAAAAUGAUAUAGAUAAGAUUAAGGCUGGAUGUUUAUGGUUAUUUAAACAAUUUUAUGAAAGUCCAUAUAAUUUUUCGAAUAAUGCAAAUGGAAAUAUGAAUAUUGUUACAUACAUUAUGACAUGGAUAAGUUAUAAGUUAAAUCAAAAACCACAAGAUGGAAUCACCAAAUUUAACGAAUUUUAUAGUAGACACAUAAAAAAUGUCGAGGAGUAUAAAAAGUCUAUAGAUAAUGUUACUGGGUAUACAAGUUAUAUUGAUCUUAUAAAUAAAAAAAAUAAAUUUAUGGAUAUUGAUAUUAAACUUAUGUCUAAAUUUUAUGGUUUAUUUAAAAUCUUAUGCAAUAUGCAUAUUAAUGUUGAUAAAAAAAGCAUGGCCAAUACAUAUUUAGAAAAUGCUAAUAAAUUUGCUGAUGAAUAUAAAAAACUUUUUAAUGAUAAUGAUAAUAAUGUUGAAGGAAGUUCAUAUUAUCAAAUAUUGACUACAUUAUCAAAUGAUUAUAAUUAUUUUAGAAAUAGUUAUGUUAGUUCUAAUAUAGGAAAUACACUUCCAAAACUUAUAACGGAAAAAACUCCACAAAUUUCUGUAUUAAAUUCUAUAGAAACACAAGAUGUCUCCUUGAGUGGAAUACCAGAAUCAAAAUCCGAAACUGAUGUAUCUAGUUCGAAAGAUAAAGUAUCAGAUUCUGAUUCAGGAUCACCAAGUUCAUCGAUAUUAAAUAAAUUAAUUUCAAUUCCAUUUAUAUUUGUUGCAACAUUAAUUUUAUUAGGAAUUGCAUAUAAGUAUUCGUUAUUCGGAUUUCGGAAACGAUUUCAAAAACAACAUUUAAGAAAAAAGCUAAAAAAAUAA